This is a messenger RNA of Pleuronectes platessa (European plaice), 1191 nucleotides long. It is a transcript of the gene hyi, whose product is annotated as hydroxypyruvate isomerase. The transcript has 8 exons. Gene Ontology annotation, molecular function: hydroxypyruvate isomerase activity. The record is from RefSeq and is a predicted model, not a curated record. The coding region runs from base 77 to 982 and encodes 301 amino acids. Gene Ontology annotation, biological process: glyoxylate metabolic process. NCBI's taxonomy places the organism in Eukaryota, Metazoa, Chordata, Actinopteri, Pleuronectiformes, Pleuronectidae.
UGUUUCCUCCUUGGCGAGACUGACACUCUCGUUACGCGGGAAAGCGUCGGUCUUUGUCCUCUGUGGUUAAGCAAAUAUGGCUCCGCUGAAGUUCUGUGCUAAUAUUUCCUGGUUGUUCACAGAGCUGCCAGACUUCAGUCAUAGAAUACACGCCGCUGCCUCGGCUGGCUUCCAGGCUGUGGAGGCAGCCUGGCUCUACGACUCCGAUUUGAAGGAGCUACAGAGGGCCACAGCGGCUGCAGGCGUGGAGGUGGUCCUUAUCAACACUCCGCCCGGUAAACUGCCCACAGGUUCAUUCAGCGGCGGAGAACGUCCGGCUUCUGGGCCUUAUGCUGCUAAAUUAUUAGCAGCGGUUGGAGAUGUGAAGGCUGGUGAUCUUGGUCUUGGAGCAGUUCCUGGAAGAGAGGCAGAGUUCAGGCAGGGUCUGCUUUUGGCUAUAGAGUAUGCAAAAGCUUUGGACUGCAAAAGGAUCCACCUGAUGGCAGGAAGGAUUCCUGUGGGUUCACAGAGGAAAGCGGUUGUCAAGGAGAUGGAGGCCAUCUUUGUACAGAACCUUACCUAUGCUGCUGAUAUCCUGUCAAAAGAAGGAAUAACUGGAUUGAUUGAACCAAUCAACACAAAGAUUACAGAUCCCAGGUAUUUUCUGGAUUGUCCUCAUCAAGCGGCUGUUAUACUGGAUAAAGUUGGACAGCCAAACAUCAAGCUGCAAAUGGAUAUCUUUCACUGGCAAAUAAUGGAUGGUAACCUGACACAGAACAUCAUAAAGUAUUUCCCUAUAAUUGGUCAUAUACAGAUUGCUCAGGUUCCCGGCAGGAACGAGCCUGACAGUGCAGGAGAGCUCAACUACACCUACCUGUUCAACACACUGGAAAACUAUGGGUACCUGGGAUACAUUGGCUGUGAAUACAAACCACUAGGCUCCACAAAGGAAGGUCUGGGUUGGAUCAAAGAUUACUGGACACAGCAAGUGAUGACCAGGUGACUCAACCACAAAGCUAAAGAUUUUUGCAACUCAAGUGUCAAAUCUAAAGUAUGACAUUUGCUAAUGUGUUAUAGUUAAUUAUUAUGUAUAUGUACUGAACAUCAGUCUGCUUGAUGCAAUGUUCUUAGUAACUGGCAUAAUUAUAGUUGUAUACAAAUGAGAUAAGAGGCAUGGAUUGUUAUAAUUUUUCAAUAAAUCGUGCAGCCCUA